CAACCUCCUAUGCCCAAGUGAUCCUCCCACCUCAACCCCCUAAGUAGCUGGGACUUCAGGCAUGCACCACCAUGCUCAGAACUUCCUACAGCUGCAGUCUUCCAGAAGUAACCGCUUCACCUGGAUGGGACUUUCAGAUCUAAAUCAUGAAGGCACGUGGCAAUGGGUGGACGGCUCACCUCUGUUGCCCAGCUUCAAGCAGUAUUGGAACAGAGGAGAGCCUAACAAUAUCAGGGAGGAAGACUGUGUGGAAUUUAAUGGCAAUGGCUGGAACGACGACAAAUGCAGUGCUGCCAAAUUCUGGAUCUGCAAUAUGUCUGCAGCCUCGUGCUCCAGAGAUGAAGGGUGGCUUCUCCCCUCAGCCUCUGUAUCCCCGACUGCCCAUGCAGCAUAG
This is a messenger RNA of Gorilla gorilla gorilla (western lowland gorilla), 394 nucleotides long. Its product is annotated as CD209 antigen-like protein 2. Lineage: Eukaryota; Metazoa; Chordata; Mammalia; Primates; Hominidae. Bases 62 to 394 code for a protein of 110 amino acids. The transcript is spliced from 3 exons. The record is from RefSeq and is a predicted model, not a curated record.